This is a messenger RNA of Photinus pyralis (common eastern firefly), 1137 nucleotides long. RefSeq lists its product as uncharacterized. The record is from RefSeq and is a predicted model, not a curated record. Gene Ontology annotation, molecular function: protein-macromolecule adaptor activity. NCBI's taxonomy places the organism in Eukaryota, Metazoa, Arthropoda, Insecta, Coleoptera, Lampyridae. The transcript has 5 exons. Bases 399 to 938 code for a protein of 179 amino acids. Gene Ontology annotation, cellular component: membrane; endoplasmic reticulum.
UGCACAAGGGACGCCGAUAGUAGAUACUUAUCGGAUACCUUGGCCCAUUACGCCCAACGCUGCGCCGAUAAAAAACAAUUUCGGCGUCCCGAUUCCUUUGCAGCUCAUAUGCACCGGGCCUAACUGUUUUAAAUUGACGGAAAGAAAUCACAAUAUACUGUAAUUGAUCAUGAUACAGUAUUGUAUCAUGGUAAUUGAUGAGUUAAUAAUAAAAUAAACAUGCGUACCAUGUAUUUUUUAAUGUCUGGUCUGGUAUAACCUCCUUACCUGCUCCGUACUUGGCGAAAGGAUGCGGUGAGUGGUUUAAAUUUAACCCGGAAAAUGCACUGAAAUAUGUGAAUGACGAGGUGCACCACUUUCUAUUGAUUUGAGAUGAUGGUGUAUGAUCGGUGAUAAUUAUGAAUGGGAAGUUGAUGUAUGCUUUUCGUGGCUGGAUUGCCUUUGUGGCCUUUGUCGAUCUCGGCACUGCGAUCCGAAGCUAUAUCGAAAAGCGCUCGUUUCUCAACAAUGUAACCCCCGAUAUGGAGUACGAUGACGGUAAUGCUGAUCUCAUUCAUGCAAGUGUAGGCAUUGGCAAUUUUACAGAAAAAUACACCGUGUCGAGAGUAGUUGGAAUUUACUCAGUAUUAAAGGCCUUAGCAUUGAUUCACUGCACGUUAUUUAUACAUUACAAACCGAUUGUCAGUAUGGGAAUUUGCUCGAUUAUUUUAACAAUCGUUCUGUAUAUUACUGAAACGUUGUAUUUUCGUUCGGCUACAUUAAACUUUCUGGUCAUUUUCCCAUGUGUGCUAAACAGUAUUACACUAAUUGGCUUAAUUUACUUGCCGAAACAUUUAAAAUUAUGGGAUCCGCCACCUGAAAUCGAGGAGGACGAAGCUUUCCUGUUGAAACACGGAAACGCAUUGAGGCGGAAACGUAAUAUGAGAAAAAUAAAUUGAAAUGAUUUAGAGUUCCCAUUGAGACACGCAAUAAUGCCUUGUAGACAUGUCUAGUCUUACGUAACUAAAUACCUAAUGUUUUUCUUACACUUUGCAUUUAAAAGUGUAUAUUUAUUCGUAUAUAUACAUACCUAAAUCUAUAGUUUACAAUCUACAAUUGCCAUAUGUUAAUAAAAAAAUCAAUAAAAUGGUUAACUAA